CCACUGGAUGGCCUCGCGCAACUUUCCCUCCUUCAUAAUGCCAUAAGACAUUCCUGGGGCUCGCUGUUAGACAGCCCCGCGGAACAGAUGAUUGGCAGAGAUGCCUCGAACAAAAGUUACAGCUCGGCGCCCCAAGCCUUUUCGACCGGACUCCAAAGUCGGCAUUGAUGACCCGAUUCCGGCCGAAGUCGUUCAGUACAUCCUAGCCAUACCUUCUUCAUCCGCCGGCAUUGAUGACGCGACCGAAAGUUCUGCGGCCGAGCCGCCCAACAAGCGGCUCAAGCUUGAUCCUCGCCCCGACCUCGCCAUCUCUGUGGCCAAGAGCCAAGUAUCGUUUCGUCGCCCCUGCACAGAGGACACACCGAAGACUUCCACCAAGACUUUUCACGAUGUGGAAGGAUACUUGCGAAUCGGCCUUUCCAAAGGAUACAUGACGACGGGCAUACCGCUGAGAGAUGGCACUCUUCAGGGCAGGGGUCUAGCCCUGUCAUCGCCUUCGACGUCCCCGAUAGGGAAACUAGACACUUUGAUAGCGCUCAGACCGCGAGAAGCUGCGAAACAGGCGAUUCAAAUAUUCGAUACCCCGGCGCACAGCAUCGCACAUAAUGAACCUGGCCGUUUGUGGAAGGCGAUGGGUAUCGCAGUCGAGUGCGAUGGCAAAAUGACGACGGUGACCGUAGCCUUGGAGCUUUUUUGGAACUCGACACCAUCCCCAUUCUUCCGCUUGCGGAGGAUUCUCGAGCGCAAAGAUAGCCAAGCUGUCAUCAACGCCUUCUACCCGACCGUUGCACCCGAUAAAGCUUGGUCACCAAUGGACUUUUACGACGCGGCAUUCGUGCCACCAAAAGACGAUAGCCAUGCCGCAUCGAUAGAGGUUCCGGGGCUGGAGGCGACACUUUUUCCUUACCAGAAGCGUACGUUGAAGUGGCUUCUCGCAAGAGAGGGCAUGGAGUGGGAUGCCGAGGAAUCACGACUUCGACCACUUUCGAAGCAGGGAUCUACAUCAAGAAUCGACACGUUUCGAGAUGUUCGCGAUUCAAGUGGAGAUACAGUGUUUGUCAGCGAUGUAUUCCAGACGAUUACACGAGACAAGUCGCUCUACGAGGAAGCGGACAGGGCAAUCAAAGGUGGCAUCCUGGCGGAGGAGAUGGGCCUAGGAAAGACCUUGGAAAUACUGGGCCUCAUACUUCUCAACUCCUGUAUGGACCUACCGACCCUGACAAAAGAUCCCAAGGGGCGCACAUCAAGUCGUGCCACCCUCAUUGUUACCCCCGAAUCACUGCGACAGCAAUGGGUGUCUGAAAUGGCACGCCACGCGCCAUCGCUGCGGGUCAAACACUACGAGGGCUGCAAGAAGCUUCAGGGAGAGGAAGACGACAUUGUGCAGGACCUAGCGGAACACGACAUUGUCAUCACGACUUACUCUGUCUUGUCUGCCGAAGUCCAUUUCGCUCAAGAGCCGCCAAAACGCCCUCGUAGAUACGAGCGCGCGUAUCCUAGGAUGAUGUCGCCGCUCGUCAAGAUCUCAUGGUGGAGACUCUGUCUGGACGAAGCACAGAUGAUUGAGAACGGGUACAGCCAAGCAGCAAUCGUUGCACGAGCGCUGCCUCGCGUCAACUCCUGGGGAAUCACCGGAACCCCUGUCAAGGACGACGUCAAGGACUUACUUGGCCUUUUGUCUUUCUUGGGUUACGAGCCAUACUGCUCGGCAUCACACGUCUGGCAAGCUUUGAUAAACAAUCACAAGCCGGUCUUCCAGCAGAUAUUCAGGGCAAUAUCGCUGCGACACACCAAGGCUCUGGUCCGAGACGAAAUCAUGCUCCCGCCACAGAAGAGAUAUGUCAUCAGCAUGCCCUUCACGGCUGUCGAGGAGCAACACUACCAGUCGCUUUUCAAGGAGAUGGCUGAGGAAUGCGGGUUCGACCUGGAGGGCUCUCCUGUAGACGAACACUGGGAGCCGGAAAAGUACGAAGAUGCAAUGAGGGUGUGGUUAAACCGUUUGCGACAGACGACGUUGCACCCAGAAGUUGGCGUGUAUAGUCGCCGACUCCUGGGGUCAAACAAGAACCGACCGAUGAGGACGGUGGAUGAGGUUCUCAACGCCAUGCUCGAGCAAAGCGAGAAUGCAAUUCGAAACGAUGAGCGGGCGUAUAUCUCGAGCCGGCUCACGCGAGGUCAGCUGUAUGAGAACAGCCCGCGCGUGAAAGUUGCACUUGACAUCUGGGAGCAAGUGCGGGCGGAGACCGAAAAGCUUGUGGCGGAUGCGAGGGUGAGACUUACGGAUGCCAUCCGCGAUCAGGGUGGGGAGGAGGCCGUCACGAAGGCAGAGUCCAACGACUUGUCCGACUUGUCGGAAUCAGAAGCUGAGCACGAAGAUGGCGAGAAUAAGGGGCGAAUUAGCGAGUGCCGACGGCGGUUGCGUUCGUCGCUUGAGCUACAUCACAAGGCCGUCUUCUUCUGCGCCAACGCCUAUUUUCAGAUCCGGGACAAUGCAGAAAUGACAGAGCCAGAGUCAGAAGAGUUCAAGCGGCUCAAGAAGCUGGAAGAUGAGGGUUACGAUCAGGCCAAAGUCAUCCGUCGAGAGAUACUUCGUGAGAGCAAUCGCAAGGCCACGCGGCUCAUGAAUAAGAUCAAGCGCAGGGCUGCGAAUCAGCAGUUCACGGAGAUCCCGGAGCUUGUCAUCAAGUCGGAAAAGGGCCUUGAGAGCGCGCGCGUCGUGGAGAAUCUCGAGGAUCUCUACGGCGAGCUGAACGACCAGGCCAACGUGGUUGAUGAGUGGCGGGAGGAAGUUGUGCAGCUACUUCUACGGCCCCUCGUCGAUGAGGAAGACGAGGUCGAGACGACAGGCGAGGAGCUCGCAGACUCUGCCAAGUUCCAAGACCUGCUCAUGGUCUACUACCAAACCCUGAGGGCAGCCAUAGCCGACCGCCAGGACGCCAUUACAGGCCAGACAAACGAGCUCGUGAAGCACGAGACGGAAACGUCCAUCAGGCUGGCCAAGGAAGGCGACGGACCUGCACCGGAGAAGCUCCUGGAAAUGCUCGCGAAGCGUGCCGAGGUCAAGCCGGGACGGGCGCAAAAGUCGAUGAGGGCUGCUAUUAGCGACCUUCGUGGCCUGCAGACCAGGCUGACGCGCGAUACGGCGCCGACUGCGAGAGAGGCGGUGGAAGCCCGCAUCGUGGCUGCGCAUAUGACGUCGACACAUGCGCAGCUCACAGCGCAAAACAAGGCCGCGGCGGCGCUCGAAUCGGAGAUUGAGAGCUUCAAGACGGCCAUGAACACGCGUCUUGAAUAUUACCGGCAGCUGCAGGCCGUGUCGGACGCAGUCCUACCUUACGAAGGCUCCAAGACAGACGAGGCAAUUGCCAAGAUGGCCCAGCAAGAAGAGGACAUGCGGCGCAAGCUCUCGUCGGCCGAGGCAAAGCACCGAUAUCUUCUUAACUUGAAGGAAGCGGGCUCCAAGUCCAACGAGCCGCGCAUGUGCGUCAUCUGCCAGAUGCCCUUCACGAUUGGCGUCUUGACCGUCUGCGGCCACCAGUUCUGCAAGGAGUGCAUGACCAUGUGGUUCAAGGCGCACCACAACUGCCCCGUCUGCAAGAGGGCGCUCAAGCCUUCGAAUCUUCACGACAUCACCAUCAAGCCGCAGCAGCUGCAGGUCACGAGCGAGCCGUCCUCCAGCAGCAACAGGGCCGGUAGUAGCAACGCCGCCGCGGCGAGCUCCCCCCAGCAGAGACGAGGCAGCGCCUCCAUCGGUCCCGCCGCCGCACCGCGCAAGUCCGCCAUCUACGCCGAGUUCAACGCGGACCAGCUGGCGGAGAUCAAGAACGUGGACCUGGACGGACCCUCGUUCACGACAAAGGUGGACACGCUGGUCAGGCACCUCGUGUGGCUGCGCGAGUCGGACCCCGGCGCCAAGUCCAUCGUCUUCUCCCAGUACCGCGACUUCCUGACGGUGCUGCGCAACGCCUUCCGGCGGUUCCACAUUGGGCACGCCUCCAUCGACGAGCAUGCGGGCAUCGCCAAGUUCAAGGAGGACCCGGCCGUCGAGGUGUUUCUGCUCCACGCCCGCGCCCACUCGUCCGGGCUCAACCUCGUCAACGCCUCGCACGUGUUCCUCUGCGAGCCGCUCCUCAACACGGCCCUCGAGCUGCAGGCCAUUGCCCGCGUCGACCGCAUCGGCCAGCAGCACGAGACGACCGUCUGGCUCUACCUCGUGUCCGGCACCGUCGAGGAGAGCAUCCACAACCUCUCGGUCCGGCGUCGUAUGGAGCACAUGGGCGGGGGGCGCCGCCGCCACCACUACCACCACCACCACCAGGACCAUCGUCCCGACGACGCCAACGACAGGGAAAAGGAACGAGAGGCCACGCCCGAGCAGCUCCAGCUCCUCGACGCGAGCAUCGAGGCCGCCAACACGCUCGAGCUCGAGCACGCCGCGCUGUCCAGGCUCAUGAGCAAGGACCGCUCCGCCGGCGAGGUGGUCGACAAGGGCGACCUGUGGGAGUGCCUGUUUGGGCGGCCGCGACAACACGUCGCCGCGGCGACGGGGAGCGAGGGCGUGACCGAGGCCAACAGCGGCAGCGGCGGCGACGGCGGCCGUCCUAUUGCAGAUCCGAGGCUUCGAGACAAGGCCGUCAUGGGCUACCUAGCAGGCGAAGCGGCCGAGCAGCGGAGGACCUGAGACGGGUAGAGUUCGGCCCGGCCCGAGGUGGGCGUCUUCGGUGGAGGCAACAAGAAACGUGACAUGGUGUUGACGACGUUAUGAGUAUGAGCAGCUCCCGAGGGCUGCCUGACGGGCGCUGUCGGGAUUGGAUGCCCUGCUUGCCCCAAACCGUGUGCAUAGCCUGAUAGAGGACGUAAAACGUAGAGUAACAAAAGAGUCCGUCAUAGGUAAUUAUGAAAAGACGCCAUGGUAAAGUGA
Purpureocillium takamizusanense is the source of this 4921-nucleotide messenger RNA. Its product is annotated as RING-type E3 ubiquitin transferase. The transcript has 3 exons. The record is from RefSeq and is a predicted model, not a curated record. Gene Ontology annotation, biological process: DNA damage response; protein polyubiquitination. Gene Ontology annotation, molecular function: ubiquitin protein ligase activity; ATP binding; ATP-dependent chromatin remodeler activity. Lineage: Eukaryota; Fungi; Ascomycota; Sordariomycetes; Hypocreales; Ophiocordycipitaceae. Gene Ontology annotation, cellular component: nucleus. The coding region runs from base 101 to 4681 and encodes 1526 amino acids.